Xenopus laevis (African clawed frog) is the source of this 1648-nucleotide messenger RNA. It is a transcript of the gene ntmt2.L, whose product is annotated as methyltransferase like 11B L homeolog. The record is from RefSeq and is a predicted model, not a curated record. NCBI's taxonomy places the organism in Eukaryota, Metazoa, Chordata, Amphibia, Anura, Pipidae. The transcript has 4 exons. Gene Ontology annotation, cellular component: cytoplasm. Gene Ontology annotation, molecular function: N-terminal protein N-methyltransferase activity; methyltransferase activity; protein methyltransferase activity. Bases 566 to 1402 code for a protein of 278 amino acids.
CCAGGGUGUUGUAUUAUAUAACACCCUGGGAGAAAUAUAUCUCACAUCUAUAACUACCCCAGCUGCUUUGUUACAAUAUAUAUUGUAUGUACAGUGUUGUAUACAUAAGUAGUGCUAUAUAAAUACUAUUUAUCCUGUUUCCAAUUUCUGCUAUGGUAUAAUUGAAGUAGAAUUCUAUCUCUGUUGUGAUAUAAUAUCACUUCUCUACUUCAAAGGGAAAUUUGUAUUUAAAAUAUUGACUUGACUGAUGCCUCUUAUAGUCUCCUCGGAGGCUUUCUCCUCUGUGUCUUGUAACAUCCAGAAAUAGAGUGGCCUUUUUUUGAAUCAAGAUGAACCCAUUCAGGGCCGAUAUACUUUUACCCUUAGUAAGCAGUAAAUGCCUGUCUGUGCUUUACUAUCAGUUCCCACCAACACCUGCUUACUGAGCACUCACACACUACUGUCAAUGCCAGAAGCUUCUGCCUCAAUGUUCUUCAUGUAAAAUGACACAGAAACAGUCUUAGGUUCAGCAGUCUGCUUCUCUGUGUAUUAUGGUGCACUUUGCCUCUAGUUCAGAGGUACAAACAUGGAAUUCCUGGGAGCUCACCUUGCUUUUAGGUCCCGUUGGCAUAAGACAGACAAAGAGCUAUGCAGACAUAGCAUGUCAUUCGUUCUUCACAAAGCCAUACGCACAGAUUUCUUUGAGAGCUACCUUUACCUUCUUGAAAGACAACCUCUAGUAAAGCUCUAUGCACUGACCAGCGAAGUGAUUGAUGGUGAAAUGCAAUUCUAUGCCCGAGCCAGAAAUUUCUAUAGAGAUGUACCUGCAACUGAUGACGGCAUGAUGGGAGGUUUCUCUGAACUCUCUGAUAUUGAUACAGAAUCGUCAAGGGAGUUUCUCAGAAAGUUUGUAGGGGGCCUAGGGAAAGCUGGCACUGAUUUUGCCCUUGACUGCGGUUCUGGAAUAGGAAGAGUAAGUAAAAAUGUCCUUUUGCCAGUGUUUAGUAAUAUUGAACUGGUUGACAUGACGGAGCCAUUCUUAGAAGAAGCACAAAACUACCUGGAGGAAGAAGGUGACAGGGUGGAAACACUAUACUGCUACAGCCUUCAGGAUUUUGUCCCACCUUUAAGAAAAUAUGAUGUCAUCUGGAUGCAGUGGGUGUCAGGUUACCUGACCGAUAAAAAUCUUCUAGAGUUUCUUAUCCGCUGCAAAAAUGGUUUGAAAGACAAUGGAGUUAUUAUUUUAAAAGAUAAUGUAGCUAGGCAAGGCUGUAUCCUGGAUCCUACUGACAGCAGCGUCAUUAGGGAUAUUCACAUCUUAAGGAAUAUCAUUGAAAAAAGUGGGAUGUCCAUUCUCGCAGAGGAGAGACAGCCAGGCUUUCCAGAGCUUUGCAUUCCUAUAUGGAUGAUUGCAAUACAAUAGACCUAGUCUAAAAGUGUCUGCUGAAUUGGCUCCAUCAAGGAGGAUAAAGAAAACCUUAUAGGGACCUAGCAUUACAAAUGCAGAUUGCUGGUGAGGGUGCAGACAUGCCGCCAUUACAACAGACUAUAUAGAAUAAUAGCCUUUUGCCUAUGUGGCCAUAGUGUCUGAUAUCUGUAUUAUAGAGUCUGAGGGGUAUAUUUAUCAAAGAGUGAAGUUAAUAGUGAAGUUCUGCCACUAGAGUGAAAU